This is a messenger RNA of Phycomyces blakesleeanus NRRL 1555(-), 675 nucleotides long. RefSeq lists its product as hypothetical. The record is from RefSeq and is a predicted model, not a curated record. NCBI's taxonomy places the organism in Eukaryota, Fungi, Mucoromycota, Mucoromycetes, Mucorales, Phycomycetaceae. Gene Ontology annotation, cellular component: nucleolus; small-subunit processome; 90S preribosome. The annotation marks the transcript as partial. The transcript has 3 exons.
CUUGAGCAAUGGAAGGAACUCAAUCUGACCAAGCAUUUUCAAACGUUUGAGCGAGAGAUCACACCAUUAGUCAAGACACUCGCUUCAAUUGUGUAUUAUAAAGACAAGAUCAUUGACAUUCUCGAAAAACACCUUAAAGUACCUGAUAGUCUUGCUCUCGAUGGUCUGCUUGAUCUGAUCACCAAGCUUGCCCGGGAUCUCGAAGGAGAUUUUUACCCUUAUUUCCCCCGUCUUUUUGCUUGUAUUAUUCCUCUUGUCUACCAUCGAGAUGUCCGAUUACUUGAAAGCGUAUUCAAUUGCAUUGCGUACCUGUUCAAAUUCUUGGCUCGUCAAUUGACUCCCGAUUUAUGUGAAACAUUCUCAAUGCUGUCCAGACUUUUGGGUGAGGAUCACGAAACAAAACCAUACAUCCGCCAUUUCACAGCAGAGUCUUUUGCAUUUUUAAUGCGCAAAGCACGCGGACCAGAUUUGCAUAAGCUGGUAGCACAUAUCCUUAAUUCAUUACGUGCGGAUGGGUCGGAAGAAUAUGUUGAGGGUUUGGCUAUGCUGUUCUUUGAGUGUGUCAAGGUAAAACAUUUAAUAAAUCUGUUAAUUCAACUAAAAAAAAAAUACGGAGUGUAUUUAUUGAUAUAUCAUUAUUGGAAAAUAGCAAGUGGAUCAUCAAUUGCACUCUAG